AUGUGUGCUGCAGAGGCUUCGGCUGCCCGUAGUGAUAGUGUUGGAGAGACAGUAGAAUACGAGGCUGCGCCUCUCGCAGAACGUCGAAAACCGAGCGCCGGCCGACUACGGGGCAGUAAACGGCUUCCAUGGGAUCCGCGCGAUGAGGUGGUAAACCUGGCCACUGCUGCACCCAUGAGUCUCAGCCUCUGUUCCCCCGCCAUCGCUCAGGCUUCGCCAAAGUCUAAGCCUCGAAGGAGUAAGGUGGCUCACAGUGACGCGAACUCUGCCGACACAGCCCAACCCCAGGACAUUUUCAACAUGGCACCCCUCUCCGAUGACUCAAUACUCUGUCGUAGCGUACAGAACAAUUACCAAUCGGAGACAUUUCCCCGCAAGUCCACAAUUUCAUCUUCUCGCCACUGUCUCUUACAUUCCCCCUCCUCGUCCCCUCUCGCCCUAGCCCUCCUGCUCUUCAUCCCUUUCCCCUCGCCCUUCUUCUUUUCCGCUUAA
This is a messenger RNA of Dibothriocephalus latus, 492 nucleotides long. The record is from the annotation of a GenBank genome assembly. NCBI's taxonomy places the organism in Eukaryota, Metazoa, Platyhelminthes, Cestoda, Diphyllobothriidea, Diphyllobothriidae.